This is a messenger RNA of Lactuca virosa, 1274 nucleotides long. The record is from the annotation of a GenBank genome assembly. NCBI's taxonomy places the organism in Eukaryota, Viridiplantae, Streptophyta, Magnoliopsida, Asterales, Asteraceae.
AAAGCAUCCCACUACACCACAACACAAUCAAAAUGGCCUCAGGCAAUAUCUUCCAACAAGUAGAACUACCUGAGCAAAAACCUGACAGCGAUGGCGCUCUAUUCCCGGCGGUGUUAUCCCCAAUCUCUAACGCUGAUUUUACUUCAACAGCAAAACUCAAUGGCUUUGAAGAGGCCAUAAAAGCUCACAAGCCAUGGCUGGAGUCACUUCUCCAGAAAAGAGGUGCUAUCCUCUUCAGAGGCUUCCCUGUAAGCUCUACUUCCGACAUGAACGAUGUCGUGGAGGCAUUUGGCUUCCCUGAAGCGUUCUAUGUUGGUGGCCGAGCCUCUCGAACCAAAAUCCUUGGCCGGAUUUACACCACAAACGAAGCUCCUCAGGAUAAGACUAUUCCUUUCCAUCACGAGAUGGCUUACGUUCCAGACUACCCCUCGAAGCUAUUUUUCUUUUGUGAGGAAGCACCAGGAAGCGGGGGAGAAACUCCAAUUGUUUUGAGUCAUAUCAUCUACGACAAGAUGAAAGAGAAGCACCCAGAUUUCGUUGCAAAACUUGAGGAGCAUGGAUUGACGUACACAAAAAUAAUGAGUGACGAGGAUCUUCCAUCAUCUUUCACUGGCAGCGGUUGGAAGUCCGCAUACAUGACCGAUGACAAGAAUGUUGCAGAGGAAAGGGCAGCGAAGUUGGGAACAAAGCUUGAAUGGAUGGGAAAUAGUGUAAAAACUAUAACAGGUCCGGUGCCAGGUAUAAGAUUUGACAAAGGAAGUCAACGAAAAACAUGGUUCAAUAGUCUCGCAAAUAGUUAUGGUGGCCCCGCGAAUGCUGAAAUUUAUGAUGACAGCAGAUCUAUUGAGUUUGGGAAUGGUGAACCUUUGUCGGAUUCUGCCAUGAAAGACUGUUUGAGAAUCCUUGAAGAAGAGUGUGUUGCAAUACCUUGGAAGAAAGGUGAUGUCAUGCUUGUUAAUAAUUUGAUGGUUCUUCACAGCCGACGUCCACUAAUAAAGCCUCCUCGCCGCAUUCUCGUUUCCCUUUGCAAGUGAGGGAAAACAGGAGCCAUUCGACUUUCUAUUCAUGCAAAAACUAUCUCAUUCUCAUAAAUUAUUGUUUGUAUUUUCAUUUUGUAAUAAACCUAAACCUGGGGUUCCACUUAAAGUAAAAACAAGUACUGUUUCAUCCUUGUUGAUUGAUACCAGGUAGGUGGGUGGAGAUGAUUAUGUAAAACACGUGGUGGUGUAAGGAUUUCUGUUUGUAUUGCUCUUUUAAACUAUAUAUAAAUAUAA